Molecule: messenger RNA, 3022 nt
Organism: Diorhabda carinulata
Lineage: Eukaryota; Metazoa; Arthropoda; Insecta; Coleoptera; Chrysomelidae
Gene: Mau2
Product: MAU2 chromatid cohesion factor homolog
Exons: 9
Coding region: 101-1861 (586 amino acids)
Biological process (GO): maintenance of mitotic sister chromatid cohesion; mitotic sister chromatid cohesion
Cellular component (GO): chromatin; SMC loading complex
Molecular function (GO): protein binding; double-stranded DNA binding
Source: RefSeq, a predicted model, not a curated record
UCAAGCUUAGAAAUGAGCAUAUAAAAUAAACAAACAGAAGCGGUGAAUGGUAAUCGAAAAAUAUGGUGUGAAUAAAAUUGAAACUAUUUAAGAAUAAAAAAUGGCUUCGUCUCAGGACGCUUGGUAUCUUUCUCUAUUAGGUUUAGCCGAAUAUUUCAGGACAUCCAGUCCUCCAAUGAUCAAAUGUUGUAUUCAAUGUUUACAAGCUGUUUUUAAUUUUAAACCGCCGCAAAGAGUUGAAGCAAGAACUCACCUACAACUCGGUAAUAUUUUAUUAACACACACCAAAAAUAUCGAUUUAGCUAAGAAUCAUUUAGAACAGGCCUGGUUAUUAUCUCAGUCAAUUAAUUCGUUUGAUGACGUGAAGUUUGAAGCCGCCAGCGUUUUAGCUGAAUUAUACGAACAGCAAGAACAAAUAUCCCUAUCGAAACCAAUUUUAAGGAAAGCUAUUGAGUUAUCACAACAUAAUGUGUAUUGGCAUUGUAGACUGAUAUUCCAACUAGCACAAAUUCAUGCAACUGAGAAAGAUUAUACCCUCGCAAGUAGUUUAUUAGGUGUUGGUGUAGAUUAUGCUCAUAUUUCAAAUGCUUCUUAUACAAGAGUAUUAUUUUUGUUAAGUAAAGGAAUGUUAUUAUUAAUUGAUAAAAAAUUGCAAGAAGUGCAACAAGUUUUAAACCAAGCCGGACAUUUAAUUGAGACGUGGACGGGAGCUGUUUAUCAAAAAGAAUAUGUUAAAGUAUAUUUUCUUGUUUUACAAGUAUGUCAUUAUCUAAUGGCUGGUCAAGUUAAAAGUGUUAAACCGUGUUUAAAGCAGCUCCAACAGAGUAUACAAACUAUUAUGGCUUCCGAUGAUGUUUUUAUGGGUCCAAGUGCGGGUGAUAUGUUUUUGUGGAUGCCGAAAGAACAUUUGUACGUUCUGGUUUAUUUAGUCACCGUUAUGCAUAGUAUGCAGGCCGGUUAUAUGGAAAAAGCCCAAAAAUAUACUGAUAAGGCUUUAAUGCAGAUUGAAAAAUUGAAAAUUGUAGAUAAUAAACCGAUUCUAUCAGUAUUCCAAUUAAUGUUAUUGGAACAUAUAAUAAUGUGCCGUUUAGUAAUGGGUAAUAAAACGCAAGCUCUACAAGAAAUAUCAUCAGCGGCUGCAUUAUGCAAACAAAGUCCCCGUCUAUUAGAAACUCACGGACCUCAACUGCAUACUUUAUUAGGAUUAUAUUCUAUGAGUAUGAAUUGUAUGGAAGCAGCGGAAGCUCAAUUUAUAGCUGCCUUAAACACGUCUAGAGAAAGAGAACUUUGGACAUUCGCUAAUCUCAAUUUGGCUAUUGUUUAUUUAAGGGGUAAAAGAGAAGCAGAUUUUAACGCUUUACAUGAUAGAAUUAAUCCGGAAAGUCUUCCUUCGCAUUCUCACAGCUUAAGAGCAGCAGCUUAUUACGUACAAGGCUUACAAGCUUUCUUUCAAGGUAGAUAUAAUGAAGCAAAGAGAUACCUCAGGGAGACGUUGAAAAUGGCCAACGCCGAAGACUUAAAUAGAUUAACGUCAUGUUCUUUGGUUCUUCUAGGUCAUAUAUUUUUAUCUUUGGGUAAUAGCAGGGAAAGUAUGAACAUGGUAACGCCUGCUAUGCAAUUGGCAAGCAAAAUACCCGAUGUACACGUUCAAUUAUGGGCUUCGGCUAUUCUCAAAGAUUUGAAUCGUAUUUGUGGGGAUACGCAACAAGAAAACGAAUCGUAUCAGAGACACGUUAAUUUUUCACAGAUGUUAUUAACAGAUCAUUUUCAAGCAUCUCAAAUGCCCGAACAUAAUCUUAUAAUGUGGACGCAUGGUAAUUUCCCAACGGAUACUCCAACUACUUCGAAUAGUCUCAUAUAAACUGGUCGGUGUGAGUUCUCUUUGGGCUUUCUUAAAAACAUCCCUCUAGGUCUUCUUUUAAGCACCUUCUAAACCUUUUUGUUUCUUAAAACAACCAUUUUUUUCCUUAUUUUGUUUCAUUAUUACAAGUUUGAGGUUUAUGUACAUAACCGUUGAUGGUCUGAUCAGUCCUUUAGCUUGGUGAACAUCUUUUUAUCCAACUAUCAACUUUUUUCUAUCGAAUUAUCUCUUUGAUCUUCUUCCAACCAUCUCCAGAUCUUUUUGUUUCCUAAAACUAUCAUUUUUUUCUUAUUUUGCUUCAUUAUUACAAAUUUGAGGUUUUGAGCUUCAUUUCCAAAACCGUUGAUGACCUUCUCAACCAUUCACUAUCAUCUCAUCCAACUAUUAACCUUUCUUUUCGAUCGGAUUACAAGGAAUCAUCUACUUCCGUUGAGAAUAUACAUAUUCGUAGAUGAUUUUUUGAACCUGAUCAGUCCAUUAGGUUAAGGAAUUCCUUGUAGUUCCUUUUCCGAAACUAUCAGUCUCUAGAGAUUGUGAUUAUAUAUUUUAAGUAAAAUUAGAUACGUACCUUUAAGUCUAAUAUUUCUCAACAUGUGGUGGUGAUUUAAUUAUUUUUACUUCCUAUUUAUUAUUACUUACCUGAUAUGAUGAUUUAUCUUCCACUGUUAUAUUUGGUUUAUCGAUUUUAAAACAACGUCCAACAUGGUCGUGUAUCUGUAUGUUACGGUUUUAACUGCAGAUUUAGGCCUUAUUGACUUUUUUUAUCAUACACACUUUAUACAUUUUAUUAUUUUAUUUAAUAUAAAAAUAUUGUUAGUCCCCUAUAUAGAAUUUUUCCAUGAAAUGCGUGGAUUAUUAAUACAGACUUUUUUUAAUAUAAUUUAUAUUUACACGAAUAUAUUAAAUUGUCUUUUAUCAAUUCACUUGGUAAUAAUUUUAAAUCAGCAUCUUUAUAAAUAUUUUUUGAAAAUACUAGUUUUUUUUUUAAUUUAAUCCUGUGAAUACUAAUAACCCUGAAGGUGAAAAAUGAAACGUAUCCUGAAAAGAAUUAGGCACAAAUAACAUUUUUUAAUUGUUUUAACACGUUAACUGCCAAUUAUGUCAACUAACUUCCCCGAAGUGACUUUUGUUACAUAUAUUAAUAGGAAAUGAUUCGUGAAA